Owenia fusiformis is the source of this 1057-nucleotide messenger RNA. The record is from the annotation of a GenBank genome assembly. NCBI's taxonomy places the organism in Eukaryota, Metazoa, Annelida, Polychaeta, Sabellida, Oweniidae.
GUAAAACUAUACACUCGCUGAGCCAAGUAAAUGCUUAUAAAUUAAAUCUCUUCCUAAUUUAAGUCAUCCAUGAAAAAAUACCCAUUUAACUAAAUAUGAAGUAAGCAAAACUAAACAAGUAUUUUAUAUCUGAACAAAUGUGAACAAAUCUUAGGACUCCGCUCUCGUGAAGUGAAGCGAAAUAUCUGAGCAACGGUGUUUUCCUGAUGACUCACCUGUGACCUAAUUUACCUGAAAUUCAAGAUGGCGUGUUUACCGCUGGAAAAGUUUUUCUGUUGGAAUUUAAAAACAUCGCAGUUUGCAUCUGCGAUAUACGUUAUUAUCUCCGCAUUCUUUGCGCUCCUCCUUGUCAUUUUAGACAUGGCAGCCUCUGAUAUCAACAAUGGAUUUGAAAUUGAAGGAGGAUUUAGGUCUAUCUGGCGUAGACAUGUGGCAGAAGGCUUUAUGACGUGCAAUGUGGUUAUGCUGUUCGGACAUAUCAUCAUGAUCGUUCUUUCAAUCGUCCUGCUCAUGUCUGUCACCAAGCCCUUUAAACAAUAUCGUAACUACCAGAUUCACACAGGGUGGUUUUGGAUCAUGUGUAUUUAUGUGUUUGCUGAAGCUGUAGUGUCAGCCUACGAGUAUUCUUGGUAUGGGAAGAACACCUUUAGGAGACCUUAUCUGGUGUUCUUGUGGGUUUUCAUGCUGACCAGAUUCAUUCUAAAUAUGUGUACUAUUUGUAUAUCAUACAGUCGACUAAGUGAGAUGGAUGAAGAAAUGAGGUACGGAAUAUCUCGCAAAACUCUUCCCAUGUCCAGAACCAACCUUCUGUCGUCCCAAGCCUCAUUUGCAUAAACUUGACGACAAGAAUAACAAGAACAUUCCUAUUGGAUUAAUGUAUGUCAAUUGCAUGGACUUAAGGAGACUACAUUAACACCUAAGUCAACAUUCCCCAAGAUUUACGUGUUUCACUUGCAUUGAUCCUAACAACUGUGCAGGAGACCAUUCCUAUGUGAUUAAUGUACUGUAUGUCAAUUGCAUAGACUUAAGUAGACUACAUUAACAAUAAGACAUUCAU